Messenger RNA from Sorghum bicolor (sorghum), 2070 nucleotides. RefSeq lists its product as uncharacterized. The record is from RefSeq and is a predicted model, not a curated record. Gene Ontology annotation, molecular function: phosphatidylinositol-4,5-bisphosphate binding. The coding region runs from base 61 to 1761 and encodes 566 amino acids. Lineage: Eukaryota; Viridiplantae; Streptophyta; Magnoliopsida; Poales; Poaceae. The transcript has a single exon. Gene Ontology annotation, cellular component: exocyst. Gene Ontology annotation, biological process: exocytosis.
UCGAAUCAUGCAUAUCGCCGGUUGCUAGUGAUCGGAGCUAGCUGAAUAAGCUGCUUCAGCAUGGAGGCCACGGCCACUCGCAGGGAUGGCGGCCCCGGGGAACAACGCCACGAGCAGAUUGGCUCCGCCGCCGGUUCCUACACCGUUAGCAGCAGCUCCAGAUCAGGUACCAUAGUCUCGUCAACUGCCUACACAUCUGGCGCCUCUCGCUCCUCGGGCUUGGAGCUCAUCAAGAUCCACGGCUACGAGCACCUGUCAUGGCGAUGGGGCGAAAGGACCAAGGAGGAGAAGAUGAAGCGCCUCAUAGAGCUGGCCAAUGGCGGCGCGACGAGUGCCCUGAACCUGAACCUCAACCUCAAGAGGUGGUUCACGGAGCUGAGCGUCGCCUGGGUUCUCGACCUUCCCGAUGAUGCUGUAUCUGCACUGCAACUCGAGGUAUCUCGUGAUUUCACUCGGAGCUUUAGCGGCAUCAUUAUUACGAGGUGGAUCCACGCUUUCGCCGAAAUCGUGGAAACCAUCCGCUUCAUGUCGACACUGCCCCUUCCUGAUCCAUGCUCACACACUGGUGAUGAUGAGGAACAACCUGUUCCUAACCAAUUCUUCUUACUGAUGAGGGUGACAACCAAGAUAUUGCACAGAGUGAAGAGCAAGCUAUUCCUUACAAAUGAUCUCAUCAGGGAUGAUGGUGCUAGUAUUCCAGAUCAAAUCCAGUUUGCAAGAUUUACCCAAGUGGCCAUGUUAAAAAUGCUCGCUUUUGUCGAUGUCCUAGUUGCUGUGGAUCAUGGUGCUGUUUUAUAUGGGAUACCAGAAAUAUAUAAAUCGUUGAAUCUACUGCUGGGUAUGCACGAUGUUCUUUCCAAGGCCUUACACAUGAUCCACGUGUUAUUCAUUUCCAGUCCCCCAGGAGAAGUUGAAAGUAUACUGUUUAUGAUAUGGCGCCUCUUGUCAACAAAGGAGGGGAAGGCGCUUGACGCCUUAUGUCUCACAUUGAACUACACCACGACUCAUCUCCUCAAGCGGAUUGAAGACACGUCAGCUACUCAAACUCUACAGCAAGGAUCAUCGGACAUUCACAAGGUCACUCUCUCCGUGAUAAGCCACAUCAGCUUCCUGAUGGAUAAUAAAUUUUCAUUGGAUCUAAUUGUAUUAGAAGCAUAUUACCGUGGUAAAGUGUAUGAAGAUCUAAUUAUAUCUCAAGCACAUAACCGUGGUAAAGUGUAUGGAACCCGUAUUAUUGGAAACCAAACACAUUCUGACAGCAUGAUCAUCAGGAUGGCGUCACGUCUACAAGAAAAGCUUGCCAGCCUCUCAGAAUCAUUUCCCGAUCGACGCCUUAUACUGUUAUUCUUGCUCAACAACUCACACCGAUUACACCAAUGCUUGCAGUCUGAAAUUGAACCUUGGUGGUCUUCUCUCCAACUUUAUGCCGAAUCCCUUGUUACCAAAGUCGAUGGCUACAUGCAGAGCUAUCUACAAGUAUCUUGGGCUCCAGUGUUGUCAUGCUUGUUCAAUCCCACUCCUCAUUUCUUGGGGAAAAACUACUCCCCACUGACUAGGUUCGAGUCUGCAUUUCGGGAGGCUUACAUCACUCAAAAGCAGUGGAAGGUCCCAGAUCCUGAGCUUCGGAAAAAACUGCGAACAGCUAUCAUCGAGCAAAUCAUUCCAGGCUACACAAAAUACAUAGAGGAGAACAACAUUACAACGCCAAGACUCGCUCCUCAGGAGCUAGAAGAGAUGUUGCAAGACCUAUUCGAAGGAUGAUCAACAGAAUACACUGCCAAUGAUAAUUAUUGUAGGUUUUCAUCUAGCAUGUUGGUGUGUUGGAAAGAAAUGUUGUCGCUUCAGAUGACUUGACUUCUGAAGAUGAUGUGAACAAAGCACGUGUAUAAUUAACCAGGACUACCCAAGGUGUGUUCUCCAUUUUUUUUUUUUUGCUGUAAAAUUGUUGCACAUUUUUUCCUUAAGUACCUGGAAAAGCAUAGAGGAAAUCAAGCCGAAGCACCACAAGUUUGUUAAUUUUCUUUGUUGUAAAAUUGUUGCACAUGUUUUUACUUAAGUACCUGGAACAGC